Messenger RNA from Acyrthosiphon pisum (pea aphid), 1725 nucleotides. RefSeq lists its product as uncharacterized. The record is from RefSeq and is a predicted model, not a curated record. Lineage: Eukaryota; Metazoa; Arthropoda; Insecta; Hemiptera; Aphididae. Bases 611 to 1702 code for a protein of 363 amino acids. The transcript has 7 exons. Gene Ontology annotation, cellular component: cytosol.
UUGUGCGUAUUGGAACGACGACCGACUGACAUUUUGUGAACGCGAACUGUAGUGUACACAAAUCGAAAAGUGUACACACCGAACCACAUAUCCACGGGUUUCAGAAGAAAUAAAAUUAACAAAUAGAGCGCAAACGGCAAUUGAAAAAACGAAAUUAAUCGAGAAAAACGGGAAAAGCAAUAAUAACGACCGACGCUGCUGAGAUUGCGAUGGCUAUGGACCGAUAUCGCGUACAAACCGCACAUCGGUGGCUUUUAAAACAAACGAACUACAUAUUAUGUGAUUAGAUUGGGUGACGGGGAUGAGAAAAUGUGGAAAAUGCGAAAAACGGCGUGAAGAGUGUAACAUUUUUCGAAACACCUUUUAUUUUCGAAAAAUUUUCGCGGCGAAGGUACGCGAUUGGCUGCGCUAGGGAAUCGUCGGGAACUGGCCGGGCGGACUGUAGAAACGGAGCGGUGCUUGAUUUUUUACGCCACGGGUUCACUAUAGCCAGCGUUUUCUGUUCCAUUGGUACACUAUACCUAGGGGGCGCAACGGUUCUCGGAAAUGUCAUUUUAUAGUACAGGGAGGAUUUAAAUUUUGUAAUAUUCAAAACUUCAAAAUAAUAGCAAUGGAGAAGUCAACUAAUAAAAGUUGUAGAAGAUCAUUAUUUGAUAGAUUUUCAGAAGAAAUUGACAAUGAAGAGUCUACAAUUGCUUUUUCAAAUAAUAGAGAAACAACGAAUAUGAAUGAUGAGAAUACAUCAAUUGAUGAAAACAUUGAUUUGAUCAAACGUGAAUGCGAAGCUAAGCUUAAAGCAUUUGAUGAUGCAUUUGAAACAAUUUAUGGCAAUAAUGAAGUGAAUUUUAUUCAAGUCCUGCAAAUGGCUGAAGAAGUGCAAGUAAAUUGUAUACGUUUGAUAAAUUUAGUUAAGACACAAAUCAAUUCAAUUGAAAAGUUAAGAUCUAAAAUAAAUUUACUGGAAAACAAACAUCUUAAUACUAUAAAUAAGUUACAACUGGAAGUCACAAAAUUAAACUUGCAACUCAAACAGCAAUCUUCAUUUAUUUGUACUAUAGGGUCUACAUUUUGUUACUCUUUGUCAAGAGCAACUCAAACAUCUUCAGCGAUUGAUAUGAUUUUACAAGAAGAUUGCAUAACAAAUAUGGCUCAAUUAAUUACUAAUAUGCUUAGUUGUUUUAUUCGACAAUAUAAUAACAAGAUGCCAUCAACAAAAACAAAUCAAAUGAAAUUUGUGUUACAUAUGUUAAGAGUAGUAGUUAACCUAUCAACCACAGAAAGUGGUUGUCAUUUUUUGUCACAAGUUAAUGAUGGAAUUAAUAUUAUUAACCUCAUUGUAUCGUUGGUAUUGCACACACCUCCUUCACAUGGUGUUUUAAAAAAGAUUGCUUACACAACAUUGUAUAAUGUGAGCAAUCGAUUUAAUGGACACUUACUUAUGGAAAACAAUAAACUUAUACAAACAUUAAAUAAUGACAUCAAAUUAGUCCCUAACGGGGGCAAUAACUAUGUAAUAUUGUUCUCUAUAAACUUACUACAUUCUCUAACUGAAAAAAUGAAUAAAUCGAUGUACACAAUUCUUAAGAAUGAAAUAAAUUUACAAGAAAUACUCAAACUAACAAGGUAUACAGAGACAGAAUCAAAAGCUAGAAAAAUAUAUAAUAACAUUAAGAUUGCUAGUGAAAAAUAUAACAAUGAGUGAAUAACUAUUAGAUAAAUAUAAAA